AUGUUUAAUUCGGAUAAGGCCAUGUUUCAUAUAGGGCUCAUUCCAGAUCGAUGGUAUAAUGAAAAGUUUUCUGAUUUUCAAGAAGAACCUGCAAUUACAAUUUUUAGCGAAAAGAACACUGUUAAACCUAUGUAUAAACAUCAAGUUAGGCCAGAUUUUAGCCUAUUACAUGAGAUUCAUCAUACACAAGCAUUUUUGGAAACUAUUAAGCAAAAUUUAUCUCAUCAAGCCAAAUAUAAUCAAGGUUUUGGCUACACAAAGAAAGCAAUUAGACUAGCUCUUGAAAUAGGCUGUGAAGACAAAUUAAAUAACAUGUUGCAAAGGUGGAUAAAAGAGAAGGAAAAUGAAACUAAUUUUAGGCAACUAGAGAUUAACAAAGAAAAUCUGCCGAAUAUUAGUGACCCUUAUCAGACGCGUACAAAAGGUGCUCUAAAAAAACGUAUAAAGAGAGCAUUAAAAGGAAAUCAAAAGCAAAAGUCAAGUGGAAUUGCUAGUACUCAUCGAUCGCACGGCACCAGCGGUACCAUUGGCACCGGGGUUACUACUAUGGCUGAAUCUUCAUCAUGUGGGUGGCGUAAAACUAGGGAUGGGAGCGACUCUAUCGCGUAG
Messenger RNA from Funneliformis mosseae, 609 nucleotides. NCBI's taxonomy places the organism in Eukaryota, Fungi, Glomeromycota, Glomeromycetes, Glomerales, Glomeraceae. The record is from the annotation of a GenBank genome assembly.